Cuscuta europaea is the source of this 2037-nucleotide messenger RNA. The record is from the annotation of a GenBank genome assembly. Lineage: Eukaryota; Viridiplantae; Streptophyta; Magnoliopsida; Solanales; Convolvulaceae.
UGCUCCUCCACCUGCCCACAUCCCUUCUCUCGGCUUAGCCAAGUCCGUCCUCCGCUCAGCAUCCAUGUCCGAACAGAUUUUCCUGGUGAAAUCCUAGGUCUGCCGCCGAGCGCUAAAAUGGAAGCUUCAAACCUCCACACCUAUCGCCGAACCAGAGGAGGUAAAGGGAAGAGGUAACGGGUGGGGCAGAAGGAUAAAGGAGGGGAGAGAGAAAGCAAGAAAGAAAAUGAAAAUGAAAAAGAAUAGAAAUGACAAACAGUGUCAUCUAAUACUCCGUAAUUCCGAAUAUUCGUCAAUGGACUUGAUCUGAGAGCUGGCUUCAACUUCACCUCUCAAACACUUCUCUAGUGUCGCUGCUCCUCAUCACAUUCAUCAGAAUGAGCGAACGAAAUUCAUGGAAGUUAUUGAAGCAACUCGAGCAUAUAUUGGAGUCAGAUCCAUUGAUUGAUGAAAUUGGAUUUGUUCAUCCAUCUCAAUUUGAUGCUCUGAAUGAAGACAGUGGCAAUACAUCCUUGUCUCAUGACUCAGUGCUUCAACCAUCAGACAAAACUGUCGUUUCUAGUGAUUUUUUUUGGAGCUGUAAACAUAAGUUGGGGGUCUCAACCUCCGCUCUUCUUCCACUGUACAAAGCUGCAAAAGAUGCAUUCAUGGAUUCACUGAGACAAUAUAAAAUGCAAACUGGUAUAACCAAUGAUGAAUCUGAUCAGGGCAAUACAUCAAAGUUCCCCUCAUCAUCUUCUCUUACUGUUCUUGAGAAUGAAGUGAUGAAACAUAGCAGAGCAAUUUUGCUCCUCAGCUGUGAUUUUGGCACCGCAUGGAAUUUCAGGAAACUACUUGUUUCAAGGCGUUACCAGUACUCGAUUUUCAUGGAAGAACUGCAUAUGUCAGAUCUUGUCCUCUCAUAUUCACCUAAAAGUGAAAGAGCAUGGAGUCAUAGGAGAUGGGUGAUCAAGAUGGUUGCUGGAAAGUAUUCCAAUCUUGAAGAGAUAGUGGACAGAGAAUCAGAGUUUGUGAAAAAACUAUCUGAGAGGUCAAAAAUGAAUUACCGUGCAUGGAGUCACCGUUGCUGGUUAGUAGCCUACAUGUCAGUAGGUCAAUUGCUUGGUGAGUUAAAUAAGUCUCAAGAGUGGGCUGGACUUCACGUUGCUGACAACUCUUGCUUUCAUUAUCGUGCUUGCUUAAUGCUCAAGAUAUUAGAAGCUUUCCUUAACAAAGAUCAAACUGUAUGCUUCGGUGAAGAACUUCAUGUAACUUGGAAGGAGGAGCUUGACUGGGUUGAGAAGUUGAUAAAACUUUAUGUGGGUAGAGAGGCUUUGUGGCUUCACCGUCGCUUUCUCGCAUCGUCCUGGGUAAAAUAUUUUGCUGCUUCUAUGAUGGGUACUUGUGAUAUUGACAAGUUCAUAGAUAAUGAAUUACAACUAUUCAAUUCCUGUGCAACAAUAAUUGAUUGUAACUUCGAGGACUACCAAUCUCAGGCAACAUAUGCUGCUACUUAUAUUAUGUGGCUCCAGAAGCAAAUCCUGGUGGAGCCUCUGGGAGUCGAGUGUCACGGGAAGCUACGAGUCAGUGGGCUGAAGUCAUUGUUGAAUAAUGCAUGCCCAGAGAAGGCUUUCCUUUGGGGGUCAUUGCUUGAUGUGUGUGGAUUUGAAUGAUUAGCUCCCAACCCUGCUCUAUAAUGCAUCUCAUCUCUACCUUUUGAUUUCACCUGAACCGGUUAAAAGGUGUCAGGUAAUUGCUUAGGCGGUCCAAGGUGCACCGAGUCACGGUGGAACCAGUUCGUAUACCGUGGGAUCAUCCCACGGUGAGCACCAUGUUCCACCCCCAAAACGACGUAGUUUUGCACAUUUUUUUUAAAAAUUCGCGUGAACAGUACCCGCGUGAACAAUUAUUGUUUUUUUUUCUUUUUGUCCCAACAGCAUGAAUGAUGCAACUCGCGUGAAAUGUAACUGCAGGCAAAUCUAAAUGUAACUUGUCUAAUACGGUUUAUAACAAAUAUAACAUUAAUUUCAAUGAAAAUAAGGAAUCUAAUUGCUCAUU